This is a messenger RNA of Engraulis encrasicolus (European anchovy), 1647 nucleotides long. RefSeq lists its product as uncharacterized. Gene Ontology annotation, molecular function: nucleic acid binding; hydrolase activity; metal ion binding. Lineage: Eukaryota; Metazoa; Chordata; Actinopteri; Clupeiformes; Engraulidae. The record is from RefSeq and is a predicted model, not a curated record. The transcript has 2 exons. Bases 1 to 1647 code for a protein of 548 amino acids.
AUGCCCGUUUGGGCAAAAGUUGUGGAUAGUUUUUCUGAGUGCCGUGAGUUCUUUUAUAAGGAUACUGAACCUCAGGGCAUGGAUCAGAAUGCCAUGAAGAUUUGCCAACAAUUUGAAUUUGGUGGCAGUUUCUACGCUUCACUAUACUCAACAUUCCACAGGAUUCCUUUGUAUAGUGCCUUCACGUAUGACAACACCUGCACACACUCCGGAGGAGAAAGAAGCAGCCAGUGGAAGAUUGAGCCCCAGCUUUCUGGGAUGUCAUCAGACAAAAUGGAACUAGAGGCUGGGUAUAACAGAGACACAUUAAAAGAUAAACAAGCUGUGAAUGAAGACUACGGCUACACAGGCUAUGACAGAGGGCACCUCAACCCCAACAGCUUCCAGUGUGAGGAUGGCCGCGACGCUACAUUCACCCUGACCAACAGUGCCCCCAUGGACGCCUGCUUCAACCAAGUGCACUGGAAACACUGGGAGGAAGCCGUUAAAUUAAUCCUAAAGAAGGAAGAUUCUCCGGGAACUGCCUACAUAGUCACAGGAACUGUACCAUCUAAACAUUAUCGUAUACCAAGACAAGGUGAAUUUGACCCCCCCAAUUCAAGGGACUUCUACAGAGUAACCGUCCCAACGCAUAUCUGGUCCGCUGUUUGUUUUACGAGUGAUGUGGAUGAUGAGAAGUCUUUUUCAUUUGGUUAUAUAGGGUUAAACCAGCCAGACAGCAAAAUACAUGUUAAGACUGUACCACAACUAAACCAUGAAUUGUCACAGCUGUACCAUUCUAAUGUGCAAGUGUUUGUUGAUGACUGUUACUCUAGUAAGCCCAAGUCAGAAAAAGUUAUUCAAAGUCUGUAUCGCCGCAUCCAGCUACCUAUAAGUGACAAGCUGACCAUGUCUGAGGAGACUCUUAACCUGUUUCACACAGCUGUGACCCUGUUUGAUGAUAAACAAACAGCAGUGAAAAGGCCUAGAUUAACAUCUGCGACAAUAGAAGGGGUUUUCAGCAGUGCCGAGGCUUGGUUUGAGAGCACAGAGACCAUGAAGUAUGUAUCUAUGUCAACAUGUGUCCAGUCCCAGCCAUAUACAGGACCUGUUAGCAGUCACACAGAGCUUAAAAAUCGAGAACUCCCUGAUGGUUCCCAGGAGCUGGUCUGCAGCCUCAUUCCAGAAGUGGAAGAGGGCUGCACCAGCUCUUGCCUGUACAAGGAGGAGGUUCUAGGCUACCGAUGCUACUUACAUUCAUCUGAAUUGUCAUGUUCCCCUCAGUACUCCAUAAUAACAGUCAGUGGAACCAAGUGUAGAAGUGACCACACCUGUGGAACUCACGGCUACCGGUACUACUGGUGCUACACUGACUCCUCAUGGGACUAUUGCAGUCCCCCAUUACCCAUUGGCAAAGGAGUCGGAACUAAAAAAGGAAACGGGAAACACUGCCGCUCCAACCACAACUGUGGCUGGUAUGGUGCAAAGUACACCUGGUGCUACACUGAUUACAAUAACCACUGGGACCAUUGCUGUAGCGUGGAUGAUCGCUUCUCUGCUCUCAAUGGCAGGACCUGUAAGUCUGACCAUCCGUGUGAUUACUAUGGUGAAAAUUACCUUUGGUGCUGGACCAAAGAUGACACCUGGGACUACUGCUGCACCCAGUGA